Saxophila tyrrhenica is the source of this 2685-nucleotide messenger RNA. RefSeq lists its product as uncharacterized. NCBI's taxonomy places the organism in Eukaryota, Fungi, Ascomycota, Dothideomycetes, Mycosphaerellales, Extremaceae. The record is from RefSeq and is a predicted model, not a curated record. Bases 1 to 2685 code for a protein of 894 amino acids. Gene Ontology annotation, molecular function: oxidoreductase activity, acting on the CH-OH group of donors, NAD or NADP as acceptor; N,N-dimethylaniline monooxygenase activity; NADP binding. The transcript has 7 exons.
AUGGCCAACACAACAUCCGUACUCAAUGACGAGGUCCUCGUGCAGAAUGGAGACUCCAUGCGCGAGUCGAACGCCGAAGUCCACGACAUGACCAACGGCACACCUGCAAGUGACCCUCAACAUUAUGACUGCGACGUCCUGGUCGUCGGGGCGGGCUUCAGCGGUAUCACAGCCAUCCACAGGUUUCGAAAACUGGGCCUGAAGGUCAAGUGCUUUGAAUCAGGUGGUGACUUCGGGGGCGUGUGGUACUGGAACCGUUAUCCCGGAGCUCGCGUCGACUCAGAAUGUCCGUUCUACCAACUGAACAUCCCGGAGGUAUACAAAGACUGGCACUUCAACAAGCGGUUCUCCGACCACAAUGAGCUUCGAGAGUACAUGGCCCACAUCGACAAGGUGCUAGGCUUGAGAAAGGAUGUCACUUUUAAUGCUCGGGUUUGCGAAGGGACCUGGGAUGCUCAGAAGAAUGUCUGGAACAUCAAGACCCAGCAGGGCCACACCGCGAGGGCCAGAUAUUUGAUGCUGGCUUCCGGGCUCCUACAUCGGACGUAUACCCCCGACUUCCCCGGCUUGAAGGACUACAAAGGGGAGGUUUAUCACUCUGGAGAGUGGCCCGAAGACUUCAAUCCGAAGGGAAAGAAAAUUGGCCUGAUCGGAGCGGGUGCCACUGCCGUCCAAAUCACCCAGGAACUUGGGAAGACAGCCGACGAGUUGACGGUGUUACUGCGCCGUCCUAGCUACUGCUUGGCGAUGGGUCAGCGAGAUUGGACUGCCGAAGAACAGAGGCAAUGGAAGACAUUCUAUCCCGCGUUGUUCAAGGCCGGCAGGGACUCGGCGGCAGGUUUCCCCUGUGCCCGUCACGAACUUGGGGUUCACGACGUAACAGAAGAAGAGCGGGAGGCAUACUGGGAGGAUCUUUGGCAGCGCGGGGCCUUCAACUUCCAGCUGGCCAACUUCAACAACGUCAUCCUCGACAAGAAGGCGAACAAGGCAGUGUACGACUUCUGGAGACGGAAAGUAUGUGAACGACUCACAGAUCCAGAGAAGAACAAGAUCAUGGCGCCUGAGGAACCGCCCUACUACUUUGGGACCAAGAGGUCGCCCCUCGAGCAAGACUAUUACGAAGUACUCAACCAACCCAACGUCCACCUGCACAACCUCAGUGAGGUACCACUCAAAUCCUUCCACGAGAAGGGUCUGCUCAUGGCCGACGACAGCCUACACGAAUUCGACGUUGUAGUUCUAGCAACUGGAUUUGACAGCUACACCGGCAGCCUCACGCAGAUGGGGUUGAAGAGCAAAGACGGCGUUGAGCUGGCGGAUCUAUGGAAGGAUGGACUCAACACGUACCUUGGCCUGACGAUUUCUGGAUUCCCCAAUGCGUUCAUGUCAUACACGCCUCAAGCCCCGACGGCACUUUCCAACGGACCUACAAUCAUCGAAGCGCAGGUGGAGACCAUCGUGGACAUGAUCGCCAAGUUGGAGGAUGAGAAGAUCAAGUCGAUCGAGCCCCAGAAAUCGGCCGAGGCAGACUGGAAGGCUCUCUGCAACACCAUGAUGCAGUACACGCUCAUACCGUACACAAACAGCUGGUGGAACGGAGCCAAUAUUCCAGGCAAGAAAUCUGAGAGCAUGAUCUACAAAUUCGAGAUCGUGGAAAGCCACAACAACCUGGCCGUCAUGGCCUCAUCGAAUCGACACAGGAUCGUAGCCUUGGACAAUUGGGUCAAGCCACCGCAGUUAUCGUUCGACUACGACUCAACCCACCACCAUGUCAGCACAAGUCCAGAUCAAUUGGCCGAAAGAAUGAAAGAUGCCACUAUCGUGAUCAUUUCUGGGACCAAAAUGACACGCACUGGGAUCGAGAAUGCACCUCACCUACAGCUGAUUGCCUGCAAUGGCACUGGAACCGAUCAUAUCGACAAGGAGGCAGCGCGAGACCAUGGAGUGGCCGUCUGUCGAGUGCCGGCUCAGAAUACGGAUAGUGUGAGCGAGCAUGCGUUUGCUUUAUACUACGCUAUUCGGAGACGAAUUGUCGAUAUGCACGGCAUUACGAUGGACGGGUCGACGUGGUCGGCCAAUAAUCAACUGGCUCUGAAACUCGGCAAGCCGCCUCGAACCAAUUCAGAGGAGACUCUAGUAGUAAUUGGUUAUGGUGCUUUGGGGCUGAACGUUGAACGGAUCGGCCGAGCUCUCGGGAUGAGGGUGCUCGUUGCAGAGCGGAAAGGCGCUCCUGGAACACGAGAAGAACGGACCGCUUUCGGAGAAGCAAUCAAGCAGGGGACUUUCUUCGUCUUCACGACGCCAUUGGACGACAGCACGAGAGACAUGAUCAACACGCCGGAGCUAGAAGCCAUGGACUCGACAGCACUGCUCAUCAACGUCGGUCGAGGUGGCGUCAUCAACGAAGCAGCUCUUGCGAAAGCGUUGAAGGAAGGCCAGGUCGGAGGUGCGGCAACGGAUGUCUUCGAACAUGAGCCGGCGACGAAGGAGAACUGUCCGCUACUGGACCCCUCAAUACCGAAUCUAAUCCUCUCUCCGCAUGUGGCGUGGUACUCCCAGAGGACGAUAGACGGGACAGUCAAGAUGGUCAAGGCUAAUAUCGAGGGAUUUGUAGCUGGGCGGCCGCAGAAUAUCGUAGUUCCCGGCAAGAGGGUUUGGGGACUAGAAUCAUCAAGCUCAUUGUAA